This is a messenger RNA of Pseudozyma flocculosa PF-1, 3642 nucleotides long. RefSeq lists its product as uncharacterized. Gene Ontology annotation, biological process: actin filament bundle assembly; regulation of DNA-templated transcription. Gene Ontology annotation, molecular function: DNA-binding transcription factor activity, RNA polymerase II-specific; zinc ion binding; actin filament binding. Gene Ontology annotation, cellular component: plasma membrane; actin cytoskeleton. Bases 1 to 3642 code for a protein of 1213 amino acids. The record is from RefSeq and is a predicted model, not a curated record. NCBI's taxonomy places the organism in Eukaryota, Fungi, Basidiomycota, Ustilaginomycetes, Ustilaginales, Ustilaginaceae. The transcript has a single exon.
AUGGCCGACGCCGAUAUCAACUUUGCCAAUCUCGGCGAGGCGGCCGCGCAGCCGGCCCCGACCCAGAACGACGAGCACCAGCAGCAGCACCACCUCCAGCAUGGUGCAUCGUCGACGACGGAUGCCGCUGGUGAUCAGCCACCGCAGCAGCAGCAGCAGCUCGAUCACCACCAGCAAUACGACCAGCAGCAUGUCGACGAUGCUGCCAUUCUCGCUUCGUUCACUCAGCACGACGAUGUCCACAUUGACCAGGCCGACCAUCACAAGUCUGCAGAGCCCCAGUCUGAGCAGGCUGAGCAGCAGCAGCAGCAGCAGCAUCACCACAUCGACGUUCCCGUGCAGCAGGAGCAGCCGCCUCAAGAAGAUCACCAUCUCCACCAGCAGCAGCAGGAGCAGCAGCAGCCGCAAUCCCACGAUGAGCAGCAGCAGCAGCAGCAGCAGCAGCAGCAGCAGGACGCGCUGGCUGACCAUGCCAUGACUGAUGUUGCGCAGUCCCACCCGGACCACGCCGCUGGAGCAGAACAAGAGCAACAGCACGAGCACCAGCAGCAUCACCAGCAGGACGCGUCGGUUCAGGAGCAUGCCGCCAACGGCCACAUCCCCGUCUCUGCUCCCCAGGUAGACGCUGCAGCGGCCCCCGCGACCGCCGAGGACGAAGCGACCAACGGAUCGGCCACCGGCCACACCUACCAAGAGAUGGACGCGGCACAGAGCCUCGCGAGCAACGCGCUGGAAGCGCAGCGCUACAAGGAAGCCGAGGGCCUUCCCGUCUCGGCCGCCGACGGGUCAAACUUGGAUCCCGCCUUCGCUCCCCAGCAGCAGCAGCCCGCACCCGCCGCGGACGUCGACGCCACCAUGUCCGACGCGAACCAGCAGGCCAAAGUCGAGCCAGGCACCGCGGCGGGCCAGGCAGAGCCGGAGACGUCGGUCGACGGCGGGUCUCAGCCGCCUGCCAGCCAGACCGAGGGCGGCGCGCAGCCCAACCCUUCGGCGCCUUCGACGCCCACCAAGCAGGUGCUCGUGGCGUCGCGCAAGCAGAACAGCGCGUGCGACGCCUGCCGCAGCCGAAAGGUGCGCUGCAACCGCGACCCGGGCGAGGAAAAGUGCCGCCACUGCAAGGCCAAGGGCAUCGACUGCACGACGCUCUACGUGCAGUGGGCGACGUCGUCGGCCAAGCGGCCGUCGAAGCGCGCGCGCACCUCGAUCGCCACGUCGGAGCCCGACGUCGAUGUGCCCAAGCCCGAAUCGGUCGUCGAGGCGCUGGAAAGGGUGCAGAACCGCCUCGUGACCUACCUCUUCCGCCGAGACACCGACUACCCGGUCGAGGAGGUCAAGACGAUCCAGCACGGCAACCUGCCUUACACGUCGCCCAGCUCGCGUGACGGGGCCGCCGCCCGGCUGCUGCACCAGACCGUCAGCUCCUCGGUCAAGCCCGCGGCCUCGACGGGCGCCGAGCUUCGCCUGCUGACGGACUCGACGCGCGACGAGUUCAUCGCCGACCUGAUCGAGACCUACUUUUCGGUCGUCCACGUCCGCAUGCCGCUCUUCGAUGCCGACGUCUUCAAGAAGCGCUUCUACGACAAGGACGAGGAGCUGGGCGGCGCGCCUCCGGACGUGCUGGUGGCCGUCGUGCUGGCGCUCGGCGCCAAGUUCAGCCAGCACCCGCUGAUCCAGGCGGACCGCGAGGAGAGCGUCCGGGAGCUCGAGCGCGCCUUUACCUCGGCCCACGGCGCCCUGUCGCGCGGCGAGACGGAUCGGGCCCACCAGGUCACCGGGGCCAAGGGCGGCGUCGACCUGCCCAUCCUCACGGUGCCCGACGAGCUGCGUCGCGUCGGCCGCAACCGCCUGGCUGAGGACCUCCUCAUCCGCGCCAUCGAGGUGAUGGACCGCGUCAAGGCGCACCGGCAGCCGACGGUGGAGAAUGUGCAGGCGUGCAUCCUGGCCGAGGCGCUCCUCUACCAGCCCUCGACCUGGUGCAACGACGACCUCUCACUGGCCGGCAAGCCGAUGCCCUCGAGCCACCGCUCUGCGACGCUGCAGUCGACCGGCUUCUGGUGCUCGUGUGCGGCCCGUCACCUGCUCGAGCUCGGCAUCAACCAGAAGGACACGAUGCUCGAGAUCAAGGACCCCGCCGUCCGCGCCGAGCUCGAGCAGGCCUGGUGGACGGUGUGCAGCGCCGACGCCGCGGCCGCCGCCUCGGCGCGGCGCAAGCCCAUCAUCGACGAGGACGACUACGACUGGGAGCCCACCAGCCCCAACGACGACAACGAUGCUGCGCCUCCGCCGGGCGACGCCGACGGUCGCGAUGCGGGGCCGGCGACGGGUCCGGCCAGCCGUGCGUCGCGCGACUCGGCCGCGAUCAAUCGCAAAUUUGCCGACCUCCUUCGCAAGCCCAGGCACGCCGCUGAGGGUGUCCGCAUCGAGCUGCUCGAGGAGAUUGCGACGCUCCUCGACCGGUGGGCGGCCGACCACCUCGAGAAGUCCGGCGUGCCGCUGCCCGACUGGCCCGCCGAGUGGGACUACCUCACCGCGAUGACGGCGUGCACGGCCGACGUCACCCACCACGCCAUGUGGAUCGCGCUGUGGCAGUGCAUCGACGAGCUGGGCAUCUACGGCACCGACCGGAGCGCCGUCACGUCGAGGGCGGCGCAGGAGCACCUCCGUCGGCUGGGCGACGACGCUGGCACGCCGGCCGACGCUCCAACGGCCGAGGCCGUCUCGGGUCUCGUCGCCCGGGCGCAGGAGAAGGCGCUGGCGUCGGCGCUGCGGGUCAACAUGCUCAUGUCGGAGCUGCACGACCGCUCCUUCCUGCGCCUCGACCCGGGCAUGCUGACGCAGGCCUUUGACGCCACGGCGCGCUUCCUAGUGCGCUUCCAGCGGCCCGAGAUCGACACGCUGCUGCAAUGCUUCCGCAACCUGGCCAUGUCGUACGAGGACGCGUUCGAGAAGAGCGAGCGCAUCGAAAACAUCUUCCGCGUCUACGCCGAGCGCGCGCGGGUCGACACGACGUUUGAGCCGGGCAGCUCGCUCGCCAUCGCCCUACGCCGCGAUGUGGAGCGCGAGAUGGCGACGACGGGCAUGGACGGGCUGAGCAUCGCCGCCGCUGCGAUUGAGAACGCCGCCGUGGCACAGCGCCAGGGCCAGCGGGUCGACGAGAGCGAUCUCAAGGACUUUUCGGCGUUGGUCGCUCUGGCGCACCAGCAGAGCCAGCAGCAGCAGCAGCAGCAGCAGCAGCAACAACAAGAGCAAGAGCAACAGCACCAGCACCAGCACGACGCGCAUCACCAGCACCACGAGCACGCGCAGGAGGCGGCCCAGCAGCAACAGCCGCAACCUCAGGAGAGCUAUGUGAUGGACGAGCACGAUCUCGACGUGACAUCGCCGCAUGCCCAGCACUCGCAGCAUCAGAUGGAGGCGGGCGAGCAACCACAGCAGCCCCAGCACCAGGACCACCAGCACGAGCAGGAGCAGCAAGAGCAGCACGCGCCGAUGCAGGUUGAGAACGACGACGCCCACCCCUCGCUGCAGCUGGCCUCGGAGCCGACGCAGACGCAGGGCCAGGUCGACGCACACCUCGCCCAGCAGCAGCAGGACCACAGCCAGCAGCCGUCCGCAGACGAAAGCAGCUGGACCCAGCAGUAG